Molecule: messenger RNA, 1944 nt
Organism: Belonocnema kinseyi
Lineage: Eukaryota; Metazoa; Arthropoda; Insecta; Hymenoptera; Cynipidae
Product: glutamic acid-rich protein-like
Exons: 4
Coding region: 109-1656 (515 amino acids)
Molecular function (GO): RNA binding
Source: RefSeq, a predicted model, not a curated record
CGUCACGCGAACAUGCCGAAAUCAAUCUUUCAACAAACUAACCUCGAAAGUAUCAAGCUACUUUCGACCAGCUAAAUACACGUGGACUUCUAACAAAAUUUAUUCGAAAUGGGAAAUAAAGCGAAGAAACGUGCGAUAAGCGAGCUUAACCCAGCUGAAAAAUCCGGUAAUGCCAAUUCCGCCGGUCAGGAAAGAAAAAAAAUGUUCAAAAAGGCUAAAGUAAAUACAAAUUCCCCGCAAACCGGAAAUAAAGUAAAGGAAGCCCCUUUAACAAAGCCACAAGUAAACAAUGGCAAUUCUCCCGGUGAAUUGAAAAAAUUAAAAAAACAAAAAGUUCUGCCCAAGUCCGGUUUUCAAGUGUCCGAAGCCGAAUCCGAGAAAAAGGAUGUUAAACCCGGACAAGAAAAGGUUGUCGACGCAAGUGUCGUGAUGAGCAAGAAACUAAAAAAAAUGAAGGCAAAUCAACUGAAACGGGAAAAGAGGAAGCAGGUUCGAAAAGAACAGGGCCAAUAUCGCGUAUCAGAAACAAUGAGUGCUGAACAUAUGAGGCAGAAAAUCGAUGAAAUUCAAUCGCGCGGAGAUUUGACAAAAACUGCAAAGAGAAAGUUGCGUAUAUUUAAAAAAAAACUGGCGAUUCUCGAAGGAACUGCCCCUCCUCCUUCUCCCCCGAAAAUUCAAGCCGAAGGUGGUGCGAAGCUUACGAAAAAUCAGAAGAAAAAAUUGAGAAAGGAGAGAAAUCAGUUGGCAAAAGCGAAGACUGAAAAUGCCGAUGUCGCGACUGAUAAAUCCGUGAAAACGGAAGCGGUUUUGGGGAAAAAAGUUAAGCAGGCAAUGGAAGUUGGCAAUGGAAAGAAGUUUGAAUUGAAUAACGUGAAAGUUAAUUUGAAAAAGGGGAAUAAUUUACAGAGACCGAAUCCGAAAGUGACAGUAGCUGCUGAAGAAAAUGACGAGAGUGAAGAUGACGAGUCUACGGAAGGUGCGAAGAAUGAUGUACCUGUUGCUACGGAAUCUGACGAUAGUGAAGUGGAGGAUGAGGAAGUUGAUGAUGAAGAAGAUGAUGAUGAAGAAGAGGAAAUUGAAAACGAGGAAGAUGAGGUUGAUGAGGAGGAAGAUGAAGAGUCUGAUGAUGAUGAUGAAGAGGAUGUGGAAGAUGUCGCAUCAAAAAAAUUGACUGAUCCAAAAGGGAUGAAAGAACCGAAAAUGAAAAAUGCGUCUCCAGCAGUACCGACGCAAGAAAAUGGAGAGAAGAAGAAGAGAUACGUUCUCUUCGUGGGAAAUGUUCCAUUCAAAGCGACUGUUGAGGAGAUAAAGCAACACUUUUUACAAAAAGUCAGCGACGUUGUUAGUGUUCGAAUUCCGACUCAUCCAGGAACAAAGAAACCGCGUGGUUUUGCUUAUGUCGAAGUUUCGAAUAAUGUGGAUUAUGAGAAAGGGCUCUCACUGCACCAGACGUCGCUUCAGGGCUUCAAAUUAAACGUAGAAUAUACGCAGACUGGCUCGAAGAAUAUUAAAAAUAAGCAAGAAUUGGUGGCCAAAAAUAAAAAGUUGCACGCUAUUCGGAAAGCAGGAAAACUGGCCGGUAGCAAGAAAGAAAAUCAAAAACGCAGUUUCCGGCGAAAUCUUAAAAAUAAGAUUCAGCAACCCCGGAAAGUGUAAAUGAGUCUCUUUGUGUGUGUAUGUUUUUUUUUAACUAUUGAUCACAAAAUAAUCAUUUAGUGCAAUUGUGCCAAUAUUAGGUCUACUGUUUCCGGACAGUAUUUAUUCCGAGAUAAUGUUCUGCGAAGAAUUUUUUGAGAGAUGCACAAAUUUUGAGGUAAAUUCGAUUUUUCCGAAUAUUUUUUUUUUCCUAAUAUUCAUUUUACCGAAACUCAUUUCACCAAAUAGUAAUUUUUUUUUAUUUAUUCUAAUUGUCAAUUUAACGACUUUUUUUUUUAAUUAUUUUUU